CAACGGGCAUGGCCACACUGAACCAAACGUCAUUUGUGCCGGACGCCAUUUUCGCAGAAGAAAAAAUCUUGACCAGACAAACUAGCUUUUGGCAGUCGUGUGUUUUUGGUGUUAAUAAAUAUUUCUAUACAAAUAAUGAGUAACGGUGGAAGUGCCGGGGGACUGGGCGCAGCGCGUCCGCCUCCAAGAAUCGAUGGAAUGGUCUCCCUGAAGGUCGACAAUCUCACAUACCGUACCACACCGGAGGACCUGCGUCGGGUAUUCGAAAGAUGUGGAGAGGUUGGAGACAUCUACAUACCUAGAGAUCGUUACACACGCGAGAGCCGCGGAUUCGCCUUCGUGCGCUUCUACGACAAACGCGAUGCCGAGGACGCACUAGAGGCCAUGGAUGGUCGCAUGUUGGACGGAAGGGAGCUCCGUGUCCAGAUGGCUCGCUACGGCCGCCCAUCGUCACCCACUCGCAGCUCAAGCGGCCGUCGUGGCGGUGGAGGUGGUGGUGGAUCCGGUGGACGACGUCGCUCACGAUCGCGCUCCCCGAUGCGUCGCCGUUCUCGCAGUCCUCGCCGCCGCUCCUACUCCCGUUCUCGCUCGCCUGGCAGCCAUUCUCCGGAGCGCCGCUCCAAGUUCUCACGCAGUCCGGUGCGCGGUGACAGCCGCAACGGAGUCGGAAGCGGAUCAGGAGCAGUAGGCGCAGCCGGAUCUCGUAGCCGCAGUCGCUCCUAAACAUCGAAAUACGUUCCAUCUUGUAAGAGUGCGAGAUAUGACGCGCUGACAAUGCCCGUUUCCGAUUGCUGUGCCGGAUAUCUGCGGCGCCUCCUGUGUCAUGCUGUACCCGAACAGCAGGUAUACAAACCAUUAAACAGUUUACACUUUACACAACUAUUUAUAGCGGACUAUUUUAAGUUUUGGCAGAGUAAUUAAGAACAGAGAACAGGCAAAAUAUAAUGUUCCGAGCGAGAUCCCCGCUCGCUGGGCGAUCCCUCGAUGUCAGUUCUUUCUAAUUAGGCUUUUGAUAAACUUAGUAGCGCAGUAGAAAUUCUUGAACAAAAGCAGAAACAAAACAUAAUAAACUUAAAUUAACACGGCUUCAACUUAA
This is a messenger RNA of Drosophila ficusphila, 1096 nucleotides long. RefSeq names its product serine/arginine-rich splicing factor 2 (gene SC35). The transcript is spliced from 4 exons. The record is from RefSeq and is a predicted model, not a curated record. NCBI's taxonomy places the organism in Eukaryota, Metazoa, Arthropoda, Insecta, Diptera, Drosophilidae. Gene Ontology annotation, molecular function: RNA binding. The coding region runs from base 136 to 723 and encodes 195 amino acids.